AGUCAAAACAAAGCGUGGACCAACCGGCCGUACGGAAGUGGUUGAGUGUCGGUGACCACCCACAAUAGUGUGUUCGAAAUGAGGGCUGCUACACAUUUAAAAUACAGUUAGCUCCCAUGAAAUUGUUUUUUUAUUAUUUGAUAACACUAAUUUAAUGUGUAUUUAUGUAAUUUUGACAUCGGUUGAACCAAACUGAACCUAGCUAGCUUGCCUGUUAUCUGGCUUUACGCAUCCAAGCAGCCAUGCCGUCUUACUCUGAAUUGAGGAAAACCAACUACUUCUACUACUUCAUCAAAUUUACUUUAAAUAUAUACUCAAUGCUCUUCUCGGUAAGUGUCUGGAGGUUUUUUAACAUUAGAAUACCAUGUGCCAUAAUUAGUUUACUUGAGCUGUAACAGUCGGCUAAUGGUUGUGGAGGCAACCGGUAGCGUCGAUGUGCCUGUUCACGUACCUCCUUCAUAAAAUCACGCAUUUAAAUAUAUUCUUAUGUUACAGACAAAUACUCGCAUUUUAUAAGUUGAAAGGGACACAUUAUAAAACUAUAAGAUAUACUCUUGUUAUCGGCUCAAACACAGACCAACGACAAUGACUUUUUCGUUCACACUUUUGAUUUUGAAAUAAGAUUAGCAUUUCACUUAAGCGACAUCCUAGCUCAAUGGUGCCGUAGGAUGCUACUGAGAAUGUGUGAGAUGUUACAGCCAUGUGCUUGAUAAAAUGCUUUCCAAAAUUGAGAAGACAUUGAAACGUACAGAAUAGUCGCCAAAAAAUACCGGAUUUUGGUUUACAUUUGCUUUUCAGCGGUGCAUUUUCCUUUGCUCUUAAAUUGCUGUAUUUUCCAAAGGGAUUUGGUGUGGUGCUUUGCAUUCAAGCUAGCUGCUGAAUGGUUAGCGUACGACUGUCAUCGCCCCUUGAGACAAUAUAAAGCCUCCUAUAUUCAAAGCUAUUGUUUGUGCAGAUGCUUUGUGGAGGUCUAAUGACACAGCUCUGAGAUAUUUGGAUUUACAUCUUUUUCUUUAAGACAUUAAUGACCAUUUGCUCACAAACACCACGGUGGUGGUGCAGGGCGUUGGAUCCAGUUAAAGGGGCGACAGUGUGCGCAAAUUGUUUAGCCGACAGAUAAUAUUUUAAAGGCGUUUUUGUUGAUUAGUCGACCUGUCCAAGCUGAUUAUAAGAUUAUGAUCAAUCACGUAGCUUCUAUUAUUAAUAUGUUAUCCCCUGAACAUGUAUAUGAUUCAUACAUACAAAUCCAUUAUCUAAAAUCCUUAUUUUGCCAAUAAGAAGGUUGCUUGUGAACAGUUUUACAUCUUACUUUGUUUUAAAUUAAGUUCCUACAUAUUGAUUUCAUUAAACAGUAACGUUAAUGAGCCUCUAAUGUAUUUGUCAGUAAUGUGACAUUCAACUGCGCACUAUUUUUUGCAGCGUUAAUGAUUGAAAGUACUAACCUUUGAACCCUUGCACUGAACAUGCCAGGUCUUAUCCUGACAAUGAUCAAUCAGAAUGUCCCACAUCUAUCUAUCUAUCUAUCUAUCUAGCUAUCUAUCUAUCUAUUUUAUCUAAUCUAAUCUACCAAUUACAUUUUUUCUGAGGCCAGUGCCAGUACUGAUUAUGAGAGAGCAGGCUGGGCGAUGUAUAAACCUGAUACCGUGUUUAUUGUUUUUCUCCUUUUUUAGCAUUUGACAAAUACAAAAAAUUAAAAUUACUGACAAAUGACAAACAAAAUUGUCAAACUUGAGUACAUAUUUUAUUAGAUACAUGGAAAUGGAUAAACAUUUGGCUCUUUAAAAUAUGCCAACAUGGGUCUUUUGAAUUUCUGAACAGCUAUCUGAAUUAUUAAAACUUAAAAAUAAUACAUAAUACAAGUAAUUUACUGAUUAAUUUUUUCCAUAAAAAUUAAAACAAAUUGCUGAUUUUGCUGUCAAAACUUUACCAUCUUACUUUGUAUAUCAUGAAGUAAAGAAGUGAUCUGUCUUGAGUUGAGAUUUUUAUGUCUGUAUUGUCAGAAACUUCUUACGUUUUACAGGAAAUAUAUCUCAACAGUCUUGUUUAUUGUUCAGAACAUGAGACACUAUUAAUCCCUCUCUUUCCUCCUCUCUUUAUAGCUAAUGGGCCUUUGUGUACUAUGUGUGGGGGUUUAUGCUGAAGUAGAGAGGCAGAAGAAUCGAACCCUAGAGGGGCUUUUUCUGGCUCCUGCUGUGGUUCUCAUCCUGCUGGGCCUGGUGAUGUUUACAGUAUCAGUGGUGGGCAUGGUUGGAUCCCUUAGGGACAAUAAAACUCUGCUUCAUAUGGUAGGAAUAACAGAUCCCUCUGUGCAUGCUUUUCAUUCAAAGAAAGUAUUGAAUGAGAUAUUGAUUCAGGCUGAUAACAGCUUUAAAAUGAAAAAGUCACAUUUGAUUUUCAUGGCUUGUAUUUUUAUUGUUAUGACAGUAGUUUUGUCAGCGUUGAUGCAUCAGUGUUUUGUAAUUAUCAUUCAUCAAACUGUGUGUUUAUUUGAUCUCCCUCUGCAGUUUCUCUGUGUACUCUGUGUAUUGCUGCUUCUUCAGGCGAUUGCACUCACCACAGCGCUCAUCUUUGAAAAGAAGGUAAAUGUUCGUUCUUCCUGUACACCCCUUCACCUCACGUCAGGACGCCACCUCUUUACUUUCUCUCUGUCUAGCAUCAUUUUUCUGAGUCCUGUUUUCCUCUUUUUCUUUGUCAGACAUCUGCCUUGUUUCAGAGCAGUAUAAGAGAAGGAAUCAAACACUACUAUGAUGAUCUGGACUUUAAAAAUAUCCUGGACUAUGUGCAACAAAAGGUAGGCUGAUGUGUCACCUGGAAAAAAUACUCACUAUACUUUUUCUAUUUUCGACAAGAGGCUUUUUCAAUGUUCUGCAUGCAAGAAAGUGCAACUGAACUAAAGGGUAAACAGGGAUGUGGAUCGCACAUAGUCCUGUUUGACUUACUGGGAUGUUAAAUGAGUUUAUUUUGUUGUUUUUAGAGGAAAUGGUUCAAACUCGCUUGUUUCGUUUCUCAGUUUUCUUGUUGUGGGGGAGACGAUUUCAAGGACUGGGGUGUCAACCAGUAUCAUUUCUGCAAUGGUACUGGUCCACUGGCCUGUGGGGUACCAUAUACCUGUUGUGUUCGCCAUAAGGUGAGUUCUGAUGCAUAUAGAGCGACUUUUUUUGUGUCUGACUUUGUUCAUGCACAGAGGUUAUGUAGAGCACCCAUCAGUAUCAACUUAUCCCAUUGAGCGCAGCUGGUGGGGGCUGGUUCGGGGUCAAGUGUGGUGUUUAUCUGAUGUUAAAUACACACAGAAGUUUUGUGAUGACAGUUCCCGGCACUUUUGGCCACAAGCUGCAUUCUUUUGUCCAGAGUAAUGAAGGCAUGCUGAGGCGACACUCGUGUAAACCCAUAAACCUCACUGUGACGAGUAUAUUUGGGCUCGCUAUUGAAGAAAAUGACGCCCUUUCUUUAGGAUAUUAAUUUGUUAAUGACCCUAGAGUUUCCAUUCACUCCCAUUUAUUUUAGGACUGCUUUCUCUCUAAAGGGGACUCAGGGCAAAGUCCUCAGAUGGAUCUAGAAACGUUUAAGAACCUUGUGAAUACUCUUGUCUCCAAGCUGUAACCAGAAGUUGGCUUCCUCCGGCACAGAAACAAAUUCUCUUUUCCGUUGUUUAGUUAAAAGAGAAGUGUUAAAGCAGUGACCUUAGCAGUUAUGGAUUAUUGGGAUGUAAUUCAGAUAUACAAACCGACAGCAUGUCUUAACUGCAUACAAGCUUCACAGGCAGCAUUUCAUCAUGUAGCAAAGCGUGCUCCACACUUCAUCUGUUUUAGUGCAACAUGCUGAUUAAAUUCUUUUAACAUCACUACAAUUACUCUGUCUGAAAAUUGUUGCCUUGCUUCGUAUUCUAGAAUAUCUGCAUCCUCAUCACAUUGAAUUAUCAUGAGCAGUGACCUGUUAUACUUGGCUGUAAACAGGACAGUUUGUUUACAUAAAAUACAAGGCAUGAAAAUGUGAAUAAUACAGAGCGAAACAUGCUGGAUCUGCUUGUCCCCUCACUCAUCAUCUGUCUCCACUGUGUUAUUUUGAACAAACAACAUGUGAUAUGAACACAGAAUCAUUUUUGUAUGCUAAUGCUCAUUACCUGCAGCAGUUCCAUAUGACUUUCCAUCACAACCUCAUUAAAACUGAGUUUUUGAGCCUAAAUGACUCAUUUCAUUGAUCUGUAUAGGUCCAAAAGUCCGCCCACCCUAAACUAAACUUGGUUUAUCUGCCUUUUAUUACAGCGUAUUGAGAGAGGGUUAUGGUCUCCUCUCUGUUGAUCUUAAAAAUAGAGUCUGUUUGAUAUUGAAGCUGUUAAUCGAUUUCAUCUUUUCUUGGAAACACUUACGCUCUUAUACUCACCCCUGUACUCUUAAAAUCAUAUUUCCUCAUGGUUUUAAUUCUUGUUAAAAACAUUUUCUGACUUUUCUUCUUUUUACUCAACAGGUAGGAGAGGUCAUCAACACUCUGUGUGGUUACAACACUCUGAAUGAGCAGGUAAGGAAGAAAAGCAGCUGUUUUCUCUUGUUGUAUUUUCUUUAUAUAUCUUCUUGUAGACAUGCACAAAGUUCCUAAAACCAUCCUGAAGUUAUCCAGGAAGUGAAAGAAUAAACCAGGCUUUUAAUCACCGCGCUUGAUCUGCAGCAGACUUUUGACCUGAAUUCUCAGAUGUCUUAUCAUCAUUAUUUAAUAGCUGAAGUAGAAUAAUUUAAACAGGGGAAUUUGAGAUCCAGGUUGACAAACUCUCUGAUGCCUCUGCUAAGGAGUGUCUUAUGUUGUUGGCUCCACACAUAAAUGUGGCACCCGAUCUACAACAAACCUGUUCAUCAUUUGUGUAUUUUAUUUGACAGAAUAUUUUCUUCCAGUUUUUAAAAUACCAGACAUUUCAGCAAAUGUCAAAAUUCUCAGACUCUGAGUCAAUAAUGAGCGAUUUUAACCUCCUCUGCACAUCCACUUUAGAGCGUGUUUUUCCUUUUAAACCAGAAUCUAUCUGCUGUGAAGUAUGGGAGAGAAAGAUUCUGAAUCUUUAAAGGGUCUACAUAAAAUAUGCUGCCAUCACCCUGGAAGCCAAACAGUGGUUCAAGGGUCUCAUUGUGUUCAGGGACAGUAACUGUAAGGUAGAUCAGGCUGCACAGCUCGUCUGUUGUCAGGUGGGAUUGGUUUGUCACGACGGUCUGGACACAUGAUCACAUCCUCUUCAUGAGUUUUGGUUAAGAAUCAAAGUGUAUAGCUCGUCAGUCAAAACUGACACAAUAAGCAAACUCUGAUAAGCAGGUGCAGUUGCUUCCUUGUCACCUCUUCCUCGCUUUGUGUCUACAUCAAUUCAGACACACAAAGUCCGACUAGAUGAAAGUGAAAGAAACUCUGGUUUACAUUCAUGUUGUUUUUCUUUGGUGGGCGUGUUUUUGUGUGUGUCAGCGUGAAACUCUGCACGAGCUGAUCCACGUCAGAGGCUGCAUCCACGCAGUCAACCUCUGGAUGAGCGACAACAUCGGGAUAACUGUCGCUCUCUGCUGCGCCGUCGGGCUUCCCCAGGUAAUUUAAGAUUCAUAGCACCCACUCACACUGUACUCUAGAUAAAUUUUCCUUUCCUUCAAACAACAAUUUUUUUGACUAAGAUGGAAAAUAUGCCAAUGUUUUAUUAAAAGGGUUUGAUUUAGUACUUGAGGAAAAGUUUUGCAUUUUGGAAAUCUUGUGCUACUUUGUGUUAAAUAGUUUAAGUUCAGAGAUUUAAAUAAUCAUCUGUAUCAACAUCCUGUUUCCUCCCUGCAGCUCCUGGGAAUCAUCCUGAGCUGCGUCUUCUGGAACCUCUUGGUGGAUAUGAGCGAGUCACCUGACAUGGUGGACUUCAAGCUGAAGAAGUCUGAGGUCAAUUACAGCGAGCUGGACCUGGCAGGGGCCGGCUGGUGUAUGUGUCUGCCGAGGGAUGGUGGCUACCUGCCGGUCCCGGCCUCAGAGCCUGAACUGGACCCCAUUGACGUUCAUCUAGAGAAACUCAAAAAGCAGCCGCCUCGCACACACGCUCAGCUCCGUGAAAUGCAGCAGUCGCGGUCAGCUACUGGGCUGGACGAGGUAGACGUUGGUCGAAAGCUGAAAAGGGAACACUAAGCUGUCUUUUUGCCUUUUGGGUUUUUUGCCUUUUUUUCAUUGUAAACAAUUAUCGAGUUGUGGUGCAUUAUAUAAUGAUUGCUUGGUAAGUCGUCGGAACAAGAGACACUCAGUCAAUGAAGAUAUCAGAUGUUAUUGGGCACUCUAUGCCAAAUUUACGACUGUGCAACAUUGGGCUGAUUGAAAAAAAAUCCUUUUUUUCUUGUUUGUAAUGGUAAAUAUUUGAAUUACACUUUAUUUAUUUUUAGCCUUUAUAAAUUGAGAUGUAUCUCAUGUGCUGAAGCGUACCUCAGGCUGUUGAAACAAGCCCAGUAGUCAGAGCACAGUCUGUGGUGUAUUAAGUCAUGGUAGCUUGGAGAUGUUUUUAAGUGUCUGAGAUGUAGGAUUAGCCAAGUUUGUCUUGAGUGUAGCAUCUGUGUCAGGUGUGUACAGUUAGUGCAUUACUUUAUUUUAUCAUGAGUUUGAUUUUGAAUUUGAUUUUGUGCAAUCAAGUGUACAGUGUAAGACUGAUAGUUGGUGAAUAACAUGGGAUGCAUGUUUUGUACUACAUAUAAAGAAAAGAAAAAAAGAAGUUUACAUGUUAGGCUCUCAUCCGGGGAGGCUUUAGUCUUUUUCCAUUUUUAAAUUAAACUUGUUAUUCCAUCUCUAAAUGUUCCAGGCGAAGGGAUCAUCCAAACUAUAGACCCGAUGGAACGCGCACCUCAAAUCUUUUUUUUCUUCUUCUUCUUCUUUUUUGGUAUUAAACUUGUGCACUGUUUUUAGCUUCCCUUUGCUGCUGCCUUGUAUCAGCACUACUAUCCUUGUCAAUAAAGCCGAAUUUGUGUACUGGUUUUCACGCUGA
Molecule: messenger RNA, 6967 nt
Organism: Xyrichtys novacula (pearly razorfish)
Lineage: Eukaryota; Metazoa; Chordata; Actinopteri; Labriformes; Labridae
Source: the annotation of a GenBank genome assembly